Molecule: messenger RNA, 643 nt
Organism: Saccostrea cuccullata (small rock oyster)
Lineage: Eukaryota; Metazoa; Mollusca; Bivalvia; Ostreida; Ostreidae
Product: large ribosomal subunit protein eL18-like
Exons: 7
Coding region: 38-604 (188 amino acids)
Biological process (GO): translation
Cellular component (GO): ribosome; cytosolic large ribosomal subunit
Molecular function (GO): RNA binding; structural constituent of ribosome
Source: RefSeq, a predicted model, not a curated record
AAUUGUCCUGUAACUUCCUUUUCCGUCAAUUGUCAAAAUGGGCAUUGACAUCUGCCAUAAAAAUAAGAGGAAGGUGGUUCGGAAGGAACCCAGAAGCCAAGAUAUUUAUCUUCGGCUCCUAGUUAAGUUGUACAGGUUUUUAGCCAGAAGAACUAAUGCCAAGUUCAACAAAAUCAUCCUGAAACGGCUCUUUAUGAGCAAAAACAACAGGCCACCACUAUCUAUUGCCAGAUUAGUUCGUUUGAUGAAGAAAUCUGGCAGAGACAACAAGACCGCUGUGGUUGUCGGAACCGUCACUGAUGACCUGAGACUUAUGGAAGUUCCCAAGCUCAAGCUAUGUGCUCUCAAUGUGACAGAGAGAGCCAGGGCUCGUAUCCUGAAGGCCGGGGGACAGAUCAUCACAUUCGAUCAGUUGGCCCUUAAGUCACCUAAAGGACAGAACACUGUUCUGAUGCAAGGACCCAGGAAGUCGCGUGAAGCCUACAGACACUUUGGCAGAGCCCCAGGUGUCCCACACAGUAGCACUGCGCCCUAUGUACGUUCAAAGGGAAGGAAGUUCGAAAAGGGAAGAGGAAGAAGAGCCAGCAGAGGUUUCAAGGUGUAAUAAAUCAGACUCCCACAAUAAAGUGUAUGACAGUCAAAA